Molecule: messenger RNA, 6344 nt
Organism: Carassius gibelio (silver crucian carp)
Lineage: Eukaryota; Metazoa; Chordata; Actinopteri; Cypriniformes; Cyprinidae
Product: GRB2-associated-binding protein 2
Exons: 10
Coding region: 258-2213 (651 amino acids)
Source: RefSeq, a predicted model, not a curated record
GUGAGUGGGAAAACAAACAGCAGACAACCAACAGUACUUCCUACUGCUGCGUACAACUCGAGUUUUUUCCCCCUCAUCUCGAGUCGCGUCUCUCACGCGUGUAGUGUUUACACUGAGUCCCGCUGAGCUCCGAGGACGCGUCCCAUCAUCACAGCGCUGCAGUUUACAUCCACACGCGGACCCACAUAGAUGGACCCGCAUCAUCUGAGGACUUGAGAGUGAUAUUACUGGUGUGCUUGUGUGUUUCCUUUUGUAAAAUGAGCGGAGGGGAAAUCAUCUGUCAGGGAUGGUUGAGAAAGUCGCCACCCGAGAAGAAGCUGCGGAGAUAUGCGUGGAAGAAGCGGUGGUUUAUCCUGCGUAGCGGGCGCAUGAGCGGAGACCCAGAUGUACUUGAGUACUACAAAAAUGACCAUGCCAAAAAGCCCAUUCGAAUCAUCGACCUGCACUGCUGCGAGCAGGUGGACGCCGGCCUCACCUUCAAACGCAAAGAGUUCCAGGACAGCUUUGUGUUCGACAUCAAGACAGCUGAGAGGACCUUCUACAUGGUGGCAGAAACGGAGGAGGAGAUGAACCGCUGGGUGCGCUCCAUCUGCCAGCUGUGUGGAUUCAACCAAUCAGAGGACAACCAUCACGAUGACAGAUCGUCAACCACCCACAUUUCCCGAUCCUUGGCUAAUGAUCUGGGUGGCUCUCUGGCCCCGCUGAUUGGUGAACGUAAAAUGUCUGUUCCUGCCCACUCCAGCCAGCCAAUGCUGUUCACAUUCGACAUACCUGUACGUCACUCCCAUAGUUCUCUGUCUAAUAGUGCUCCUCAGGACUACCUCUUCCUCCAUCAGUGCAUGAGCCGCAAGAGUGAGAGUGCACGGAGUGCCAGUUUCUCACAGGCCUCGCGCAGCAGUCUUCUGGUGGGCAGUGACUCAGCAGUUCAGAGACUCACUCAUGGUUUCUCUCAUUGUCUGAACGGCAUGGGCGCCCAGCUUCACGGUUUCUACAGCCUUCCCAAACCCAGCAAGCAUCAGCAGCCCCCUUCAUGGACUGACUCGCGUGACGCUUGCUAUGUUCUGCCCAGAGGUUACAGCUCAGAAGAGGCGUCAGAGCUUGAAUCAGAUGAUGUCUACACCUUUAAAACCCCCAAUAACACUCUAGCAGCACCCCAAGCCCUUGAUAACUAUGAUUUACCCAGCAUCCCUGGCUCCGUCUACCAGAUCCCCCGCACGUUUGAUAAGAACCACAAUGCCCUGAUGCCAUCCAGUGCCGACUCCACCAAUCCGCCUCCUCCCAGACCUCCCAAACCCAGUCAAAAUGGAGAGGUGUCCGUCAUCCCCAGGAGGAACACACUGCCGGCGGUGGAGAACAUCAAGCUUCACAGAGGAUCAUCUUUUGAGACCAGCAGUCACCAAAGGCCAGUCUAUUUCAACAAUUCUGGUCAGUCAGUGGAGUCUGUAAAUGAUGGCUUCAGCUCAUACCUGAGAACUAAAGCCCCAUUGACCCGCUCCGAUAGUGCCGGCUCUGAGGAUAACUACGUACCCAUGAAUCCCGGCUCAUCCUCCUCCCCUCUCAGUGCCGCCCUGGCUGACAGUCCUAAAAGUAAUUAUAUUCCCAUGAGCCCAGGUCCUCACCAUUUUGAUUUCCCAGGAUUUUCAGCAACGUUGCCGGCCAGGAAGGGCAGUACAGCAUCACUAUGUCUCCGGCCCGGCCGACUCAGUGACGUCACGCCGCCACCAAUCAACCGCAACCUUAAACCUAACCGGACGUCAAAACCAACACCUCUUGAUUUAAGGAACAAUGGAAUUAUUGAUGAACUUCCCUUCAAGAGCCCCAUCACCAUGUCUUGGAUCAGACCAACGCCUUUGAACUCCAUCUCGUUACAGGCCUGUCGGCCCAUUUCAACCCAGAGCAUCACCAGCACUGAUUCUGCAGACAGUGAGGAGAAUUAUGUGGCAAUGCAAAACCCAGUGUCUACCUCCCCAGCGAUGAGUGGAACCAACAGUCCUGCGCCCAGGAAUUGUGGUAAUGUGGACUAUUUGGCCCUGGACUUUCAGCCUGGCUCCCCUGGUCCACACAGAAAGCCGUCCACCUCUUCAGUGACCUCAGAUGAAAAAGUGGACUAUGUCCAAGUGGACAAAGAGAAGACACAAGCCCUUCAAAACACCAUGCAGGAGUGGACAGAUGUGCGACAGUCAAGCGAACCGGCUAAAGGCAUCAAGUCCUGAUGAUUUUCUAAUGUUCACAUUGAAUGUGUUCCUCCCUGUCACUCAAAAUGCUGUUAUACUGUUACACCAUGAUAUAAACUGAUUUUCCUCUGACAAAAUAGCGAAUGAUACACCAACUAAAGCCAUAGAUCCAGUUUAUUUGGUCUUUUAAGGACAAAAAAACUCUACUAAACCUCCUAGACGGUCUUGCCAUGCAUGUUAGAAAUGUUUAACUUUAAAGUGCAGUGAAACCAAAAUUUAGCUACUUGCUCUCUCAGAGUGUGAGUGAAGAACCAUAAGCAGUGAAUAUUUAAAUCUAGUUAUAGGUGAUGUGUGCAAUUUUUUGCAAUGUUAAAAUACUUUCAUCACAUCUUAAAAUUCAGAGAAAGCUAGAAAUCUGUUUGAUUUCUUUAGUUUGAUUCACCCAGAAAAGUGCAAACACUGUGACUCUGUCGAAACAUAGCCAUUUGAUUUUGCAUCCUGAACAGCCUGACAAGGCAACACUGGCUCAACCAGUCCCAUUAGUUUCGGACAGGACUGUCUGACCAAUCGCAUACAUGGGGAUUGUUCAGGAAACCUGUUUGAAACUCAAAAAUGUUAUCUGUUUAGUGGCAAUAGUUGCACAGGAAUUACACACCUCACCUUUAACAGUAUUAUAAGGGCAGAACAUCACUUCAAACAGAAGUUUUUCUGAAUUCAUGGUGGUCUGCCUGCCAAAUUGAAUUGCAGUUCGUCCUGUAUUUCACCGUAAGAGAGAAGGUCACUUUUUUAUUUUUUAUUUUGAGUUAAGGAAUGUAGAAAAAGUUCAAAAAAGGUCCUUGUAGUUUUUACAUAAAAAUUCGACUACUCUCACACUUGGUCUGACAGUUGAUCAUAUGAAUAUCGCAUUAUAUGUGAAUGCAAACCCAGCCCUUUUUAAAGUGAACCGAACUCAGAUCAUCUCAAGAGGAGGUCUGUGUAUGGAUGUUUAUAUGAUGCAUUGUAAAUGCAAAGCUCAAACACAACCACAAAUGUCCAAUUUUGAUAAAUAAAAAAAAAAGUUCCAAUUAUGUUUCUUUUACUUGUAAGACAAAAGUACUUAUCUAGUAAAAUGUCCAAGUGGCGCUUUUUCAUACACUGGAAGUAAAUGUUUUCUUUUUUUUUAAAUGAGCUUGGAUAUUUUGCUUUAUAAGACCUUUGUUGUUCCACAUAGGGGUCUCGCCAAUAUACCAGUAUUAAUAAAAAUUAGAUAUGCAUGUUACUUUUCCAGAUACAUUGCACCUUAAGGGUCCGUUCACACAAAAUGUGUCCUAUUUAAAAAAAAAAAAAAAAAAAAAAAAGAUACAGUGCACAGGCAUAGUUUAAAAAAAUACACAUUGCAGAAUGUGAGGGUCUCGAGAUGUGCUUUUAGGACAUGAUACAACAGCAGUUAAAUUCAAAUCUCCAGCUUCCGGGGUCUUCUGAUUGGUCCACUGUUUUGGAACUGACAUUGAUGAGUGGCGCUGCUAGUAAAAGUGAAAAUUCUUAGACAUGGCGUCUUAAUGCAGCGCUUGUGCAAGACGCUGCAACAAUGGCCAUACACGUCCAUCUAGCAUGUUUACAUAGAAAAACAAUGGAAAAGUAGGGCAUUGGAAUGGAAAAAAACGUGUUCUGUGUGAACGGUCCCUAACACUGAUUGCCACCUAGUAAUAACAAAACAAAUAUUUUGCCAAUAAGGGAGUUUUUUGUUAGACACUCCAGUCUGGAGGAAGUGGCGAUCUACAGUCUUUGUACACUUUUGUCUCUCUGCCUCCCUACACUAUUUAAAAUGUGAUUUAAUGGCCAAAAAAGAAAAAAAUAUAUAUUAUAAUAUCACCAUAAUCGUGUAGUAAAAAUCUGAGAUUUUGACAACCUAAGGGUAGCCUGACUAUGUAAGACUUCGUACUUCCGAGUUUGGUAUUACCAGGCUAACCUUAGGGCCAUUUCACACCAAGAACGAUAACUAUUACGACAACUAUAAUUAUAACUUUUUAUCUUUAGUUUUACAACGUUUUAAUAAAUCAAUGAGAAUAAUGAAAAACAAGGUGAAUCGAAGUCUACAACGAUAAAAACUACAACGAUAACGGCACAGAAGAACAGUAUUUCAGAAUGUUUUUUUAUUUUACAGCUAAUGAUCUCUAAAAUCAAAAUCCAUCCAACUUUGAAGAGCGUGAGCAUUUAAAUCGGCAGAUGACGUUACUGCAGUAAGCGCUUAUAAUAAACAGAACAUUAUUGUGCAUUGAUGUGGACACUAAUAUAGUGUAAUAUAUCGUAAUUAUAUCGUAAAUAUAUCGUAAAUAUAUUGUAAAUAUAUCGUAAUUGCUAUCAUUCUUGGUGUGAAUGGGUCUAUAGUUACCCUUACGAAAAAGUCCUUUAGUUGACAAUAUAAGGGAGAGUAAACAAUGACAUUUUAAGGUUCCACAAUGGUUCCGUAUCCUCCUAAACUAAGGACUUUUCAAUCCAGCAGCAUGUACUAACUAACAGACCUUCUCCUUUUAGCUUGACAAAUAUGCACUUCAAAGUAUUCAUUGGGUAGUUCUUUACUCUGCAUGCAGUCUGAACACGGAUAUUGACCAUUCUUCCGUAAAACACAUUGCUUCCCUGGCUGUCAUUAUGGAAUAGUUUAGAGCAAACUUACAUAUUCAAAAAUAACAGUAAAUUCUCUAUUCAAAUACUAAUAAAAACAUACUGUCCUUAAUGUGAUUUUGUUAGGGGGAUGUAUAGACAGUUAAAAUUGCUCAAAUUUAUCAUAAUUUUAAAUGUUAUACUUUGCUCUCAGGUCAGUUUGAAUUGUUUUUACUAACUUAUUACAACAGAAGGCUUCCAAAUAUAAACUGUUCCUAGUUUCAGCCAACUGGCUGGUUAAUGUGGGCAGCUGUAGCUGUAAAUCAGCCAUGCUUUAUGCCUGUUGAGAUUAGCGGAAGGACUCUUUGUUUUUGUGAUAGACGUGUUACACAGUUUUUGGGGCUAGACUAGCUGUUUUCUGAACAAUGUUGGAUGUGGAGUAUAACGAAGGGGUACAGAAAUGACACACUUCACUGUUAAACUGUGAUUUAGGUUUUUUUUUCAUGGUAACAAUGACUCAGCUGUGGAGAGUUUUAUUAAAACACAGUUUUGUUGGACAACCGUGCCAAUUAUUUAGAAAUUAGUAUGAUAUUUCUUUCAGGAGCCUAAAUGCAUGAGAAUAUGAGAAUAUUAGCAUCAUUUUAGGUAAAGGAGAUAUGCUAGAAAUAUAACUAUAUUUAAAUGUGUGCUUGCUCAAUUUUAGAGGUAAAAAGGCGCCAUAUUCAGUUUGAAAUAGAAGUAACCCAUUUUUAAUUCGAAUUUGUAAUUUCAUUCAGUAUUUUAUGGCGGGCUGGGACCUCCAAAUACUCAAUUUCUAGCAUUGUGGAAGAUGUUUUAUUUUCCUUUUAACUCAUCAUUUCAUAUUCCAAAUCCAUUUUGUAUUAAGUUAGUUACUUUACAUGCGAGGUUGUAAGUGGUCUGGACUUGUUAAAUAAACUUGCGUAGAUUGUCUGUUAGAUUCGAAUCCUUUCAUUUGUUCGGUGAAUUAUUUAAAAAUGUGCUUUAUAAGACUGCCAUUAUUUUAUGAUGUUAAACUUUGUGGGACAUUUAGUGGCACUGGCAUUGGCCUUUACCGGUUCACUAAUAUUUAAGUGAACUUACAGGCUAAAAGUGGUUUCUUAAUGUCUUUUUCUAUUCUCAAAAUAUGUAAUGUGUUGUUAUUUGAAAGUAAGAGGAAAAUUAAUAUAAUACUUGUGUGUGAGCUGUAGUAGAAUUUAUGCUGUAGUUUGUUAAAGGGUCAAAGAGGGGCAGACGAGAAAAACUACUUUGACAAAUGUCAUUAAAUGAGUGGAUUUCCCUGUAAAGCAUUUCUGUUCAACUCUUGGUCACUUGUAAAAUAAUUUAUUAAUUUAUUAUGUGUUUUGCAGGUGGACGAUAGAUGUACAAAGAAUGAACUUGUGGCUCUACUAACAUUAAUUUAUGCUAUAUGUGCUGAUUUUGUGAAGCAAUAUUCCAUGCAAAGCCAGUAAAAUGGUCAAAUGUGGCAUUUUUGAGAUGUCUGUCCUUUGUCAUGUUGUUCUGUGAUAUGCUUACAAAGUUUACCAAAAUAAUUUCAACUGCAGAAAAAAUAAAACCCAUUUUAUCAAACAA